Molecule: messenger RNA, 882 nt
Organism: Nicotiana attenuata
Lineage: Eukaryota; Viridiplantae; Streptophyta; Magnoliopsida; Solanales; Solanaceae
Exons: 2
Coding region: 1-882 (293 amino acids)
Source: RefSeq, a predicted model, not a curated record
AUGGAAGAAGGAGCUUUGAAACAAAAGGCCAGAACAAAGUGGAUACAGCUAGGUGAUUCUAAUACUAAAUAUUUCUCAGCUGUAAUGAAAGAAAGGAGCCAAAGGAAGCAAAUAGUGGAGCUGCAAUCUAUCACUGGCAGCAGAAUAACUGAUUCAGAAAGUAUUAAGACAAGAGGUGAUCUGAAGGCAGUUCAAGUAAUGCAGCAGAAAUUUCAUCAAUUCACUCAGGAAUCAGGGCUACAAGCAAACCUCAGCAAAAGUGAAGCAUAUUUUGGAGGAGUUCCUUUGGAAGAUAGACUACAAAUGCUGCAGCUUUUGGGGCUUUCUAAUGGUGAACUACCUUUCAAAUACCUAGGAGUACCUCUAUCUACUAAGAAACUAAGCAUACUGCAAUGGCAGCCCCUUAUUGAUAAAAUGACUACAAGGAUCACUUCAUGGACUGCUAAGACCUUGUCAUAUGCAGGAAGAGUGCAAUUAGUCCAAAGUUUUCUGUUUGGUAUUCAGGCUUUCCGGGCACAACUGUUUAUCCUCCCAACAAAAGUGAUCAAGAUUGUAGAGGGUCUAUGUAGAUCUUAUGUAUGGUCUGGUGCAAAUAAAAUCACAAAGAAGGCCCUACUGGCAUGGGAUAGAGUAUGUCUACCUAAGGCUGGAGGUGGACUUAAUAUUGUUAAUUUGAAGUUGUGGAACAAGGCAGCUAUUGCUAAGAACUGCUGGGACUUAGCUCAUAAACAAGAUAAGCUGUGGAUCCGUUGGAUUCAUACAUAUUACAUUAAGAAUCAGCAGUUGAUCACAAUGCUAAUACCUCAGCAAGCUUGUUGGAUGGUAAGGAAAGUGAUAGAGGCAAAGAGCCACUGGAAACUAGCAAUAUGUCCAAACUCAUAA